Acanthocheilonema viteae is the source of this 642-nucleotide messenger RNA. NCBI's taxonomy places the organism in Eukaryota, Metazoa, Nematoda, Chromadorea, Rhabditida, Onchocercidae. The record is from the annotation of a GenBank genome assembly.
AUGCCUCUAGUGGGAAGUGCUAUUCAUUCUCGAGAAGUAACGAUGGAAAAAGAAAAAGAAGUAUUUGUUUAUGAUAAAGAUGACGAAUUCUAUUCUGCACCAGGAUUUUGUUAUUUGUUGCAUUAUCGAAAUGCUGCCAUAUUUUGUGGAAUUCUUGAAAUCCUUUUACUUAUUAUAGCCACACUCGUAUUUCUCAAUUUACAACUUGGGAAAGCAAAUAUUCGUAUAUGGUUGUCAACAAUAUUAAUUAUAUUCCUCGUUUUUGCUACAGUUACUACACUUCUCAUGAUCUAUGGCAUUGUAACGGAAAAGCCGAAGUAUAUGUGGCCAUUAAUGGCAUUCAUGCAUGUCGAAAUUACAAUUCUCAUCAUCUCAGCAAUUGCAUCGAUAACAAGUAUGUCCAUGGGACUACUGGCUACCCAUAGGCUUUUUGGUCUUUAUGUUAGCAUAAAGAAAUUGGAGAAUCAUUUUGGUCCUAUUUGGCCAUUCAAUUUAGCCGUAUUAUCAUUUUUCGCAGCAACAAUCGUAAUUUGGUCGUAUAUUAUUGUAAGAGGUGCUUAUGAUUAUCUGUUGGAUAAAGAAUAUUUCAUGAAGAAGCCAAACAUAGAAAUGGUGAAAACGAUUGUUGUUAAUGGAAUGUGA